Molecule: messenger RNA, 5284 nt
Organism: Calliphora vicina (urban bluebottle blowfly)
Lineage: Eukaryota; Metazoa; Arthropoda; Insecta; Diptera; Calliphoridae
Product: mucin-5AC
Exons: 6
Coding region: 65-4948 (1627 amino acids)
Source: RefSeq, a predicted model, not a curated record
AGAUUUUAUAAAUAGCGAAUUAUUUUUAUUGUUUGCAUUGUUUCCAUUAUUUUAUGGCUAAACAAUGACGAGACACCUGCAGUAUUUAUGUGCCUGUACUUGUAUAUGGCUUUUGGCUUCAUCUCACAAUGCUUUAGCUUUAGAGAAAUGGUCACGUCAAUUGGAGGCAACCGAUCCAGGAGUAUCGGACAGUUUUGAUUGGAUACCUUUGGCCCAGCCCGCUGAUAGUUCGACACAAACAAAAGAUCGUUCCGGCAAUGGUCGUGUUUUGACUUACUCCCAGGCAUUUCCUUCAAACGGCCACUUCAGUGAUUUGUCCAAAGGUUUUGGUUCACCGGUAUCGCAGAAGCCUUCACCUUUUGAUUUCCCCUAUCAAUUCCAAAGUUUCGGCAAUGUACCCCAGGCUCAAUCGUUAAAACAACCUGGAUCAGGCCUUAAAACCAAUGCCUUCCAAGGUCAGGAUCCUACAUCGCAGUCAUUUUUCAAAUUUGAAAUGCCUUUGAAUCAACAAAACACACGUCUAAACUCAGCGCAAUUGAAUGGCGGUUCGGGAGUUAAUACUGGCUAUCAAAUUUCGCAUGCUUUUGGAAAUGGCGCCCAAGCUACUUUGUUCAACUCACCCUUGUUCAAUCAACAACCUGUGUUUCCACCAGAAUUCCAUCCUGUACCACCCAAACCUCAAACUCAACAAUUACAGCAGAAACCCUUAUUACAUUCAAAUUUUAUUUCAAAUGAACCUAUUUCCCUGAAAAACUUCUUUAAAGACAACAAACCUACUCCUGCUUCCCCGCUACAGGCUGUAUCACCACAAGUAUUUCCACAAGUUGAUACACAGGGCAACUCCCACUUCUCCUUGAGAUCUCCUUUCAACACUUUACCUUCAGGUCCCGCUCCCUCAGCGGCUUCUCCACAACAAGAUCAGCAAUAUUUGUAUGUACCCUACAAUGACAUCUUCAGUCAAGCACCACAGGCUCAGCCUUCAGUACAGCAGCAACAACAACCACAGGCCCAACCACAACCACAACAGCAAGCACAACCUCAGGCCCAACUACAAAAUCCCUUCGAGACAGCUCCUAAAUACAGCAAUAAUUUACCCACCGUAAAUCCCUACCAAAUAAACCAAUUUUAUACACCUGACUCCCUAGGACAGCAACCACAACUUAAAUACUACUCCACUAGCACUACCAGCACCACUAGCAGACCUCAAACUACUUCCCUAAAACCUGCUAAUAUCUUCCAGAACUUUGUCAGUCCUCAGUACAAUACCACACCCAAACCAAAACCAAAAGCUCAUCAACCUCCAUUGGCCAUGUUUUUGUUAAGAUCUUCUGGUAGACCCACAGAAUCUGAUAUUGUUGAUACUUUGGGCAGCUCCAAAAGCAUUGCUGUCAUAGAUGCUCCCACACAAAAUCCUCCGAAAAUCUUUGUUGGUCCUUCUGGUAUGCCCAUACCAAAUGGUUACACUAAAUUUGAUUUGCCCUAUCUCUCGCAAUUGCAAGGUGCUCAGGAUAUUAAUGAUGUCUCGUUCUUUGUGGCUCCUUUAAGUUAUCGCACUCCUGGAGGUUUCAAUAAAAUUCUAUUACCAGAGCCUCAUGUGGGUUCCAUUGUGGUUAAUCUAUCGAAAUCGGGUUUGCAACAAGCUCCUCCACAAUACUAUCAACCCCAACCACAACAAGUGAUAGAGCAAACAACUACGACCACCCACAGACCUCGCACUUCCACACAAAGAGUUAAAUCUCAUCAUCAAAACAGCAAUGGCAACAGAGGUAAUAAAUUUAGUUAUUACUAUGAUCAAGAUCCCAUACAAGAAGUGCCUUCACCUCAAGUUGUGCAAAAGGAACGUCCCAAAAAGAAGAGACCUCAAUCGGUGAAAACUGAACAGCCUGCAUUCACACACCAGCUAAGCAAUCCAUAUGCUCAAUUCAAUCCCAUACCAAAUCAAAUAUCAACCGAUGACUUCUAUAAACUACAAACCAAACCAUCAUCUACUUCCUCAACAUCAACUACUUCCACAACCUCAACAACAUCUAGUACUACCUCGACCACGGCUGCACCUCAGCACUAUUUUGCCUACAAUACACAUCAACAAGCUGAAUAUCCUAGUGCUAAUGGUCCUCUCUAUCCAGAAAUAAACCAAAUUUCUCAACAACAACAUGUGCCGGCACAACAGGAAGAAAGACCUAGAUUAACUACCAGACCACCCGUGGCUACAACAACAGCUGAGGAGGAAUACCGUAUGAAGCAAUACUAUAGAAAACAAGAGGCUAAUCGUCAUCGUCCCCAGGUGGUAGCCCAAACUAGCUCGCCCUACGAGGAAGUGCAUUAUACACCCGUUGACGUGGAAUAUGAAAUUUCCAAAACCACAACCAAAAAACCAAGAAUAACAUUCUUUAGUCCUACAGGUUCACCAGCACAAGAUGAUGACUAUAACACGGUGCCUCCCCAACAACAAACCACUAAUAACCAAUUGCCUGUCAAUCAUCGUCCUUCUUACAUUCAAAAUGAAAUUACCGAUAGCCCGGUAGAAUAUGAACCCAAUCCUUAUCAAUUGCCCUCGGAAUUACCUCAAUUGACACCCAAUUUCCCUGGUCUAGUUAAUAACCUCAAGGAGAUGAAAGAACAACAGCCAAAUAUCCAAGAACAAACUACUUCCACACAAGAACAAACAACUGUAACACCACAAACUUAUCAAGAGCCGGAAUCAUCCACCAGACCAACAAGAAGACCCAUUAAUCGUGUACGCAAACCUUCCUCCACCAGAGUAACAUCAUCCGUGUCCUAUUCGGAAUCCGAAACUUUCACCAGAAGGCCAAUUAAUCGUGUCAGACGUCCAUUUGGAUCACGCAAUACUGCCUCUACUCCAAGUUCAGUAAAUGUGGAUUAUGAUGAAACCACCACCACUACAACAAGACGUCCUUCUUCAGUUCGUAAUCCAUUAAUACGCAAUCCCAAUCGCAUACGUUAUCAGCCUACUCCCGAAGAGAGACAAACCUUGAGAAUUAAACCCAAAAGAAAGUACAAUGGCUCGGGUAAAGUGGUGAAGGAGAGCGAAGACUUGGACUACCAACGUGAUGUAUUGAAACAAAAUUAUCCGGUUUUCAAGCCAACCAGUUCACGCAGACCCAGCAGUAGUCCCACGGCCAUACCCACCACAUAUGAUGUGGGAACUACUGAAGCUCCUACCGCGGAAACUCAGCAGGUAUACACUGUAACUCCCAGUAAUAGCAUAGAUAAUGAUCAAAACUUCCCGGCCGGACUAUUGGAACCCAUGCAAAUUGCUCAGCAAUACAAUGAAUACAAAAAUAACUAUGGCCCCGGCUAUUUCCCCAAUCAAGAAGAUGUCUUACCCACUGAAGCUGUGUUAAGAAAUGAAAUCAAUCCCGUCUAUAGUACAGUCCCUAGUUCAGCUCCUCCAACCACAACCACCACUACUACAACCACAACAACAACAACAGAAGCUCCGCCAGAGAUAACAACCAGACGUUCUCCUUUCAUUAGAAGAAAUUAUCCAAGACUGAGGACCACAACGACUGAGACGCCAACCACUACAACACCAGCUGAGGAUGAUAAACCAGCGACUCGCAAUCGUCUGACUCCCCGCAAGGUUAUCAAGGUACGUGCCCGUACACGUCGUCCUUUGCUUACAGCCUCUUCCACACCAGCCCCCGAAGAGGAAAAUGAACCUACUGAACAGCCCAAACAAAACUAUCGCAAAUUGAAUCGUUUCAAUCAAGAUUUAUACGAUAAUGAGACCCCCAGACGUCGUUAUAAGCAAAAGUUCCAAUUGGAAGGACAAGAGUCCCAGUGGUCUCCUUCGGCUAAAGCAGGACCUACAAAUAACUUUAAACCCAUCAAUCCCAAGGAAAACAGAAAUCAGCAUAAAUUUGAAAAUGAACCCGAGAUCGUGACAGCUGGACCUGAAUCCGACAACAAGGAGAAUUAUGAAAUUAAGGUAUCGGCCAAUUAUGGUCCAUCAUCUAAUAGCAUGAAGCAACCCAAUUUGAAACCAGAAAAAUCCUUUGCUGAACUUCUAGAAGAAGUCAUGGGAAAAGCUCCUGAGGAAACAACCAUGAAUCCAGAAGCCUCGACAGAUGGUACUGGUUUUGAAGCACAAAAAACUACAAUUGCCAAUCGUAUAUUGCGCCGAGGCAAAUGGAAGAAAACUCGCGUCUCCUCAUCUGUCAGUUCAUCCAGCUCUAGCUCAAGCUCCAGCAAUGGUAAUGGUGAAAGUUUUGAAACAGCUGAAUCGCAAAAUCUAGGCUCCCAACUGUACAACUCUUUGCACAAGACUAACAAACCCAAUGAUCCCAUGGAUGUUGGCAAAGAUUGGAGAACUACUACACCCAUGACUACAGCGGCGGAAAUAAAUUCCAUGUACAAUGCCAUCACCACCACCGCCAUGCCUAUGAGUUCUAUGGAAGAAUAUAGCAUGUCUACUGCCAGCCCCCGUGAAACUUUAGCCACAACUUUGCCCAUGAACAUGGAAGAAUCCAAAAUUGUUACUGAAAAAACACUGCCUCCAAUGAGCAACCAAGAAGAAAGUGCAACCCGACGAAUGGAUGAAGAUAUGGCCAUGGAAGAUGAUUUGGAAAUCCAGCCCAGUCUCUUUUCCGAAGUUAAAAAACAAUUGCAUGAACUUUUCUCAAUAGAAGAAAGUGAUGAUACAGCAGUGACAGCUGCUUUGGCAGCAGUGGGUAGACGUCGUCAAGAGUACACCAACAUUAAGAGACCAAAAGUCGAAACAACUACAUCAGCGAUAGAUCUUGUUUCCAUAACCGAACCCAUGUCCGUGGAAGAUAAGAAAGCCUUCCAUCGAGAGCUAAUGAAACAUGUAGUCUAUGCUACCUCAUCACCGGUCCAAGAAGAAGAAACAUCUGAGGCUGAAAUAUGCUAUAGAGGGCGCUGUAUAAAAUCCGAGGAUUUACCAUCUAAUCACAAAUUAAAUUAAAACAUUGUAAACAUUUAAAUUUCCCUCCCGCAUUGUUUCCCCCCUCAUUUUCGUCACUUAUUAUAAAACUCUUCUACAGCUGGCGCUUAAGCAUAGAGUGUAGUAGAGUUUCUUUUUUAAGAGAGCCGUAGAAGAGUAACUUUUCGUAUAGAGAUUGUGAUAAACUCAAAAUUAUUUAUAUCUUCUUAAUUCUAUCUCUCUGUCUCUAUCUAUCUCUCAGCUUUCCCUAGUGGCGUUGUGUGUCAUUCUUUUUCGAAGAGAAAAAAAGUCAUAUCUACUCGUAUCUAUUAUUAUAAAACCUGCUUAGCUUUUUAUAGAAUUUUCUUCAUUUAUUUC